AUGCAACAUGUUUUUGCUGCAGACUAUAGUCAACAUGGUGCACAAGCACAAGGUUCAGGACGUUUUACCCGUGUGGCUGGUGUAGAUCAGAGGGAUUUGAGGAAUUUCCUCAAACAUUCAAUCUUCAGUCCGGACGAAUACAUCUAUCGCUUUUUUCAGUCUGAAAAGAAACGUAGGCAGGG
Amoebophrya sp. A25 is the source of this 182-nucleotide messenger RNA. Lineage: Eukaryota; Dinophyceae; Syndiniales; Amoebophryaceae. The record is from the annotation of a GenBank genome assembly.